UGUCCGUCUCUUUCCCACAAGUCUGCGGUGUGCUCCCCGUGCCUGUAGAGUAAAACGCUUCUGCUCAUCUUCCUCAAAACUUUUGGCAUCCACUAUGAGGGAAAUUGUGCAUAUUCAAGCCGGCCAGUGCGGUAACCAGAUCGGCGCUAAGUUCUGGGAAGUGAUCAGCGAUGAGCACGGCAUUGAUCCCACAGGAACUUACCACGGAGACAGUGACCUGCAGCUGGACAGGAUCAGUGUCUACUACAAUGAGGCCACAGGAGGUAAAUAUGUACCUCGUGCCAUUCUUGUGGACCUGGAGCCUGGCACCAUGGACUCUGUGAGGUCUGGACCUUUUGGGCAGAUCUUCAGACCUGACAACUUUGUUUUCGGUCAAAGUGGUGCUGGUAACAACUGGGCCAAGGGUCACUACACAGAGGGAGCUGAGUUGGUGGACUCAGUCCUAGAUGUGGUCCGCAAAGAGUCAGAGAGCUGUGACUGCCUGCAGGGCUUCCAGCUCACUCAUUCUCUUGGUGGUGGUACUGGAUCUGGUAUGGGCACUCUGCUCAUCAGCAAGAUCCGUGAGGAGUACCCUGACCGUAUCAUGAACACCUUCAGUGUGGUGCCUUCCCCUAAGGUGUCCGACACAGUGGUGGAGCCUUACAAUGCCACCCUGUCAGUCCACCAGCUUGUAGAGAACACAGACGAAACCUACUGCAUUGACAACGAAGCCUUGUACGACAUCUGCUUCCGCACCCUGAAACUGACCACACCCACCUACGGAGACCUUAACCACCUGGUGUCUGCAACCAUGAGCGGGGUCACCACCUGCCUGCGCUUCCCUGGUCAGCUCAAUGCAGAUCUCCGCAAACUGGCCGUCAACAUGGUGCCUUUCCCCCGUCUGCACUUUUUCAUGCCUGGCUUCGCUCCCCUAACCAGCAGAGGCAGCCAGCAGUACCGCGCCCUUACAGUCCCCGAGCUCACCCAGCAGGUGUUCGACGCCAAGAACAUGAUGGCUGCCUGCGACCCACGUCACGGCCGCUAUCUGACAGUCGCUGCUGUUUUCCGUGGCCGCAUGUCCAUGAAGGAGGUUGACGAGCAGAUGCUGAAUGUGCAGAACAAAAAUAGCAGCUACUUUGUUGAAUGGAUCCCGAACAAUGUGAAGACCGCCGUCUGUGACAUCCCACCACGUGGCCUGAAGAUGGCUGUCACGUUCAUUGGCAACAGCACAGCCAUCCAGGAGCUGUUCAAACGUAUCUCUGAGCAGUUCACUGCCAUGUUCCGCCGUAAGGCCUUCUUGCAUUGGUACACAGGUGAAGGUAUGGAUGAGAUGGAGUUCACUGAGGCAGAGAGCAACAUGAAUGACCUGGUGUCUGAGUACCAGCAGUACCAGGAUGCCACCGCUGAAGAGGAGGGGGAAUUUGAGGAGGAGGCUGAAGAAGACGCUUAAAGAAAAAGCCAUGAAGGUCAACUCAUCAACACCAAACCAAGAAAUAGUCAUGAAGGAACAACCACAAAAGUAACAAAAAAACAAACCUAGUGUCUGGAGCAUUGCUAGAAUCCAACUUUAGAAUACAUUAGAUAUCCCUUGUAAUUCACUGCGAAUAAAGUUGUCAAAUGAAAAAAAAAAA
Cheilinus undulatus (humphead wrasse) is the source of this 1610-nucleotide messenger RNA. RefSeq names its product tubulin, beta 5 (gene tubb5). Gene Ontology annotation, molecular function: GTP binding; structural constituent of cytoskeleton; GTPase activity. Gene Ontology annotation, cellular component: cytoplasm; microtubule. Bases 95 to 1429 code for a protein of 444 amino acids. Lineage: Eukaryota; Metazoa; Chordata; Actinopteri; Labriformes; Labridae. Gene Ontology annotation, biological process: mitotic cell cycle; microtubule cytoskeleton organization. The record is from RefSeq and is a predicted model, not a curated record. The transcript has 5 exons.